ACAACAACAACAACAACAACCACCAACUAAGAGACAGUGGUCACUACCCCGACGGCUAAUGUCUAUGGGCUUUACCGGCCUGAAUAGGACAACCUCUAACAUCGAGCCCCGAACCGUUAACUAUAGCCGUAGUAACGGUAUCGACGAAAUUGACGACAUUAGAUAUAUUAAUGAUAUUGAAUACGAGGCCAUCAAAGAUGAACUGUUCGGCGAGUUUGGCUUUACCAUCGACCAGAUUACCGAAAUGCAAGGCCUGAGUAUUGCGGCGGCCAUUCAUAAGACCUAUCCGACAACGGCCUCCGGAUCGUCGUUGGCCUCGUCCGCGUCCGCGUCCUCAUCAUCGUCAUCGGCCACUGUUGUCGGUAACGAUAGCCGUACUGUUGCCACCAAACUAUUGAUUUGUUGCGGUAGCGAACUAUUAGGCAAAAGUGGACUGGUAGCUGCCAGACAUCUCAAAUUGUUUGGGUUUCGUCCGACCAUUUAUAACCCGACACCUGGCCGUACCCCUCACUAUCACCGACUGAUACGCCAGUGUCAGGAAUUUGAGAUAUCGUUUCUAUCAUAUCUGCCAAACGAGUCGCGACUGAUUCGCGAUUCAUACGAUCUGGUUGUGGACGUUAUGGACGACUAUCAGCAAAGUCUGAACACCAAUAACCAGGAAAUACUCGGCAAACUGGUCGACGUUUGCAAUGCCGGUACACCAGUGGCCAGCGUUGACGUACCGUUUGGCUGGUCGGCCAACGAUGGUCCGCCCCGUAGUAGUGGCGGCAUCGGCGGUGCCGGCGGUGAAGUAAUGCCCGUACUAUUACCCGAGUGUCUCAUAUCGAUGAUUGCGCCGAAAAUGUGUGCCAAACUGUUUACUGGUCGCCAUCAUUGGCUGGGCGGCCGUUUUAUAUUGCCGUCGCUGUCCCGCAAAUAUAAACUAAAUUUACCGAAAUUUGUUGGCUCCGAACAAAUAGUGGCCAUCGAUACACAUUGUUAUUGA
Messenger RNA from Oppia nitens, 985 nucleotides. Its product is annotated as NAD(P)H-hydrate epimerase-like. The transcript is spliced from 3 exons. Gene Ontology annotation, cellular component: mitochondrion. The record is from RefSeq and is a predicted model, not a curated record. Gene Ontology annotation, molecular function: NAD(P)HX epimerase activity. NCBI's taxonomy places the organism in Eukaryota, Metazoa, Arthropoda, Arachnida, Sarcoptiformes, Oppiidae. The coding region runs from base 59 to 985 and encodes 308 amino acids.